CCCGCUCUCUCGCCCAAAAUCCUCUCGCGUCAGAUCAUCCGAGGGUGAGCCGGAGCCCAACGCGGCCGGAGCGGCAGGCAUCGACAGCUAGCACAGUAAUUCCUGCGGCGCGUCGCGCAGCUGCCCGCCAACGAACCCCCCAGGCCAGCUCGCUAUUUCACCUGCCCCGCUCCGAUCCGCAACAGGGCUGGGCACUUGGGCCGCGCCACGCCUUCCAUUCCACCUCUCUCUCGGCCUCGGCACUCGGCCGCGAGCGUGCCUGGGGGUUUUGGUGUGGAGAGAGCGGCGCCGGGAGGGGAUGGUGCCGGGCGGCGAGCAUGCGGAGGACGCCAUCGUGGCGGACGCCGGCAACGGCAAGGGCGGGGAGGCGCUGCGCGCGAUGGGCGUGGCCGGCGACGACGCCGAGCAGCAGCAGCAGCAGCAGCGCGACGGCGGGUUCAGCAUGAAGAGCCUGCUGUGGCACGGCGGCUCCGUCUGGGACGCCUGGUUCAGCUGCGCCUCCAACCAGGUGGCGCAGGUGCUGCUGACGCUGCCCUACUCCUUCUCGCAGCUGGGCAUGGUCUCCGGCGUGCUGCUCCAGAUCUUCUACGGCCUCAUGGGCAGCUGGACCGCCUACCUCAUCAGCGUCCUCUACGUCGAGUACCGCGCCCGCAAGGAGAAGGAAGGCGUCAGCUUCAAGAACCACGUCAUCCAGUGGUUCGAGGUCCUGGACGGGCUCCUGGGCCGGUACUGGAAGGCCGCCGGGCUCGCGUUCAACUGCACGUUCCUGCUCUUCGGCUCGGUCAUCCAGCUGAUCGCCUGCGCAAGCAACAUCUACUACAUCAACGACCGGCUGGACAAGCGGACGUGGACGUACAUCUUCGGCGCGUGCUGCGCCACCACCGUCUUCAUCCCCUCCUUCCACAACUACCGCGUCUGGUCCUUCCUCGGCCUCGGCAUGACCACCUACACCGCCUGGUACCUCACCAUCGCCGCCGCCGUCCACGGCCAGGUCGACGGCGUCGCGUACUCGAGCCCGAACAAGCUCGUGCUCUACUUCACCGGCGCCACCAACAUCCUCUACACUUUCGGCGGCCACGCGGUCACUGUCGAGAUCAUGCACGCGAUGUGGAAGCCGCGCAAGUUCAAGUACAUCUACCUGCUGGCGACGCUGUACGUGUUCACGCUGACGCUCCCGUCGGCGGUGGCCAUGUACUGGGCGUUCGGCGACCAGCUGCUGACGCACUCGAACGCCUUCUCGCUGCUGCCGCGGACCGGGUGGCGCGACGCGGCGGUGAUCCUGAUGCUGGUCCACCAGUUCAUCACGUUCGGGUUCGCGUGCACCCCGCUCUACUUCGUGUGGGAGAAGGCGGUCGGGAUGCACGACACCAGGAGCGUCCUCAAGCGCGCGCUGGCGCGGCUCCCCGUCGUCGUGCCCAUCUGGUUCCUCGCCAUCAUCUUCCCCUUCUUCGGGCCCAUCAACUCCGCCGUCGGCGCGCUCCUCGUCAGCUUCACCGUCUACGUCAUCCCCGCGCUCGCCCACAUGCUCACGUACCGCUCGGCGUCCGCCAGACUGAACGCCGCCGAGAAGCCGCCGUCGUUCAUGCCGAGCUGGUCGGGGAUGUUCGUGGUGAACGCGUUCGUGGUGGCGUGGGUGCUGGUGGUCGGAUUCGGGCUCGGCGGCUGGGCCAGCGUCACCAACUUCAUCAAGCAGAUCGACACGUUCGGCCUCUUCGCCAGGUGCUACCAGUGCCCGCCCAAGCCGCACCCCGGGUCGCCGGCGCCGGCGCCGCCGCACCACUAGGCCAGCGAGCCGUCGUCGCCAAAGGCUUGCUUGCCGUGCCGACGGCGGCGUCCGGAAGCGGGGAGGGACCUCUCUUCGGUGCGAAACGAGCCUCUGGAUUUUACUGGUUUUCAGGCCGGGACACCUUGCUGUGCACAAAAUUAAACCGUUCUAGAGUGACUGCAAAAUGCAAAUAGUGGAGCAGCUUGUGAGUUCACUGACUAGGGGGGUAGGGAUACCGUCCUGGACUCUGCGUUUGUCGCGUGGAUUUGAUGCAUCGGUUGGUGCGGCUUUUUUCUGUGUGUUGGGUUGUUUGUUGCACAUGGGUGUUGUAGGCUGUUCGGUUCAUGCUAACAUGGCACCUGGUGCAACCGUGCAAGAAUGACAUCUACAGUGUGCUCGCUC
Panicum virgatum (switchgrass) is the source of this 2167-nucleotide messenger RNA. Its product is annotated as auxin transporter-like protein 2. NCBI's taxonomy places the organism in Eukaryota, Viridiplantae, Streptophyta, Magnoliopsida, Poales, Poaceae. The record is from RefSeq and is a predicted model, not a curated record. Gene Ontology annotation, cellular component: plasma membrane. The transcript has 7 exons. The coding region runs from base 299 to 1783 and encodes 494 amino acids.